Messenger RNA from Cladophialophora immunda, 2222 nucleotides. RefSeq lists its product as uncharacterized. Bases 171 to 1757 code for a protein of 528 amino acids. NCBI's taxonomy places the organism in Eukaryota, Fungi, Ascomycota, Eurotiomycetes, Chaetothyriales, Herpotrichiellaceae. The record is from RefSeq and is a predicted model, not a curated record. Gene Ontology annotation, cellular component: chromatin; nucleolus. The transcript is spliced from 3 exons. Gene Ontology annotation, molecular function: peptidyl-prolyl cis-trans isomerase activity; macrolide binding.
AUUACUGCGAAGCUCGUUUUCACUUUUUUUCCUUCUCAUCUUUUGCGCUCAAGCUUGAGUCUCUGAAGGUUCUACUCGGCUUACAACACCUUAAUUCCGCAAGCAUUACUCUUCUAGACUUAACCUAGCAUCGUUUUCUUUUCGAGAUACUGCAAAAGUGCGCUGCUACAAUGUCGGGCAUUCAACCUGUGGCGCUCUACGCCAUGAAAGUCCCUCCAGGCGACAUCAUGGUCCCCGCUGUUCCUGAGUUUGCUGCCAUGUUUCGUCUGACCAUGGCCGCCAUUGAUCCCAGCGCUGAGCCUGAACUCGAAGAUCCCGACGACAAGCGCCCUCCUCGAGCCACCCUCAAACUGAUCCGAGUUCCAGAUGGCAUGCUCGAUGAGGAUGACGAUGAUGAAGAUGAUGAGGACUACCUUGCUGGUCUGAUCGACGACGAAGAGGACGAUGAAGACGACGACGAAGAUGAGGACGACGAGGAAGUGAAUGGCGGGCCGAGCGAGAAGAAGUCCAAAGCCAGCGCAGCUGAUGAGGAUGAAGAUGAUGAAGACAUGGAAGACGAGGAUAAUGACGAGGAUGAGGAUGAGGAUGCGGCGGCCAUCGCAAGGUUGUCCAAGCUCAUGAAAAGCGCCAAGGGGAAAGGGAAAGCUAAGGCCCUGGAUGGAGAGGACGAUGCCGACGAUGAAGAAGAUGAAGACGACGAGGCUCUUGAGAUGGAUGAGGUUGUAGUCUGCACUCUCGAUCCCGAAAAGAACUACCAACAAACGUUGGACUUCGUUGUGGGUGAAGGCGAGAAGAUCUUCUUCAAGGUCUCCGGGGCAUACACGGUCAAUCUUACUGGAAACUAUGUCAUUCCUCAAGACGAUGGCUCGGCCUCUCUCUACGAUGAAGACGAUGAGGAGGAAGGUUACGACCUGUCGCCCGACGAGGACGAGCUCGACGCCCUCCAGGACGCCGAUGAAGAUUCUGACGCUCUUGACGACCUCGAAGACCCUCGCAUCACGGAAAUCGAUGAGGAGGACGAAUUCGACGCUAUCAGGGCCAUCAAGCUGGCUGGGAAAGGCAAGAACAAACGUCCUGCCGAAGAUGACGAAGACGAGGAGGAAGAGGACAACCUUGAUGACAUUGUUGCCAAGUCGCUCAAGAAGGACGAAUCCAAGGCAGCAGGAUCAACCUCAGCACCGGAGAAACUCAGCAAAGCCGAGAAAAAGCGUCUCAAGAAACUCAAGAAGAACGAUGGCGAAGCUGUCGCAGUCGAAGCCCCCACAACCGAAGUCAAGAAGGAAGCAGCGCAGGCCAAUGGCAGCUCUGAGAAGAAAGUUCAAUUCGCCAAGAACCUGGAACAGGGGCCAACUCCAUCCGCCACGCCUCCUUCGUCGGCCAAGGCCGACAGCAAGGACAAGUCAGGCACGGGCUCCGCGUCUUUGGGCGUGAAGGAGGUUCAAGGUGUUACCAUCGACGACCGCAAGAUCGGCAGCGGCCCUGCGGCAAAGAAGGGCGCUCGUCUGGAGAUGCGCUACAUUGGCAAACUCGACAAUGGCAAGAUCUUUGACAGCAACAAGUCUGGCAAGCCGUUCAGCUUCAAGCUCGGCGCUGGUGAAGUGAUUAAGGGAUGGGACAUUGGCCUUCAGGGGAUCCAGGUCGGCGGCGAACGAAGAUUGAUCAUCCCCGCGCACCUGGCAUAUGGAAACAAGGCCCUGCCCGGGAUACCCAAAAACAGCAAGUUGACGUUCGACAUCAAGUGCUUGGCUGUGAAAUGAGGGUUGGGCAGCGACAAAGAAGAUUGUGCAUGCGAAGGGUUGAAUGGAUAGCGAGCUGGUCGCCAUAAGCCAGCAGUCGUGCCCCGUGAGCAGAACGUUGCGAGCUUACUUCCUCCAAAAGUCGUGAGUGUUUUCGGAUCGUGGCAGGCGUUCUAAGGGAUGGGGAUGGAAAGGGAACAUCGAGGAGAUUCAGGUCUUCCAAAAGGGAGAUCAAGAGCUAGCGGUCACGCAGCUUGAAGCAUCUCCUUGCUUGUACGUUUAACAACCCACAUAAUAACACAUGAUAGAAAGGGGACGCAUGCAUUGCUAGCAGACCGCGAAGGGCUGAUCCCAAAAUCGAUCGAUCGAUCAAUCAAUGAAAAAGGGUUUCAUACCACCAAUGCAAGUCGUAGUUAUCAAUGCGAUCCUCGCUUUCGAGAAGAAGAAAAGAAAUGAAAAGAGACGACAUAGGGCGGAAAAGUGGGC